Humulus lupulus (European hop) is the source of this 1770-nucleotide messenger RNA. Its product is annotated as heavy metal-associated isoprenylated plant protein 41-like. The record is from RefSeq and is a predicted model, not a curated record. Gene Ontology annotation, biological process: rRNA base methylation. Bases 264 to 1445 code for a protein of 393 amino acids. NCBI's taxonomy places the organism in Eukaryota, Viridiplantae, Streptophyta, Magnoliopsida, Rosales, Cannabaceae. Gene Ontology annotation, molecular function: rRNA (uridine-N3-)-methyltransferase activity. Gene Ontology annotation, cellular component: cytoplasm. The transcript has 3 exons.
CCAACAGAAAUGAAGAAAAUAAAAAGGCAGGCGUUAUCAUAGAUUUAAGCCUGAUCGAGUACAAAUAAAGCUGACACAAACGUGGCCAUGCCAUGCCCAUUUAGCCGAAAACGUCAAUGAUCACUGUCACCGCCGCUAUAGAUGUCAGUCACAUUCCUAUCAUAGAAGUUAACUCUUGCUAUCACUCCUUCGCCACUGCAAAACCAAAGCUUUACUUUUGAUUCGAGCCAAGAGAAGCAAACAAUACUGAAGCGGUGGAAUUAAUGGGUUUCGAAGAGGAAGAGGAAGAGGAAGAGAAGUGGAUUCAAUACUAUUCAUCAAACCAUCAAAUUCUGAUCGUCGGUGAUGGCGAUUUCUCAUUUUCAUCCAGUUUGGCGACCUCCUUUAGCUCUGCGUUUAAUAUCGUCGCCACUUCGCUAGACUCUUAUGAUGUUGUCGUCAAGAAGUACAAGAAAGCAAGAUCACAUUUGGAGCAUUUAACAAACCUGGGAGCAUCCUGUUUGCAUGGUGUGAAUGCAACCAUGAUGAAGAUUUAUUCUGAAUUGAGAAUGCGGAAAUUCGAUCGAAUUAUUUUUAACUUUCCUCAUGCAGGUUUUGGUGCAAGAGAAGACGAUACCCGUCUAAUUCACAAGCAUAGGUGUCUUGUUCAUGGAUUUUUUUUUAAUGCAAGAAGUAUGCUUCGACCCAAUGGUGAAAUUCAUGUAAAUCACAAGACUACACCACCAUUUUCCUGGUGGAACUUAGAGGAAUUGGCAGCCUAUAACUCAUUGUCUUUGAUGGAGUGUGUGGAGUUCAACAUUAAAGACUAUCCUGGUUAUAAUAAUAAAAGAGGAGAUGGUUCCAAAUGUGAUAAAACUUUUCGUUUAGGCAAGUGCAGUACCUUUAAAUUUGGACUCUCUAACUCAUCCCAUCCUAGAGCAACAACUUCAAGCUUUGAGAAAUUCCAUAGAAGAUUUGAGAAAUUCCAAGUACAAAAUCCGUCUAUUGACUUUGAUAGAUCUCAAAUGGAUUCUGUGAGAUUAACUUCGCCUCUGCCAGGUUUUGUUGGAGAGAAAAAUCUUAACUUCGAUCGGGUGAGAUUGCCACUAGAAGCUAGUUUCAGAAACAGGGAGGAUCAUCAAGGUAUGGUCUCUCCUGUCAAUGAAUUGAGACAUGAAAGAACAACACACCAUGGCAUUGAGAUGUUGCUUGAAUCCAAUCGAAGAACUUGUUAUGAUAUGAGCCCUUCUGUCAACGAAGCAAGGCGUAGUACUUUCAACAGCGAAACAACUACCAUGAUUCCUCGAAGAAUUUGGAACCCUGCCAACAUGCAUAAUAUUAAGUACCAAGAAUCUGAUCAAAGAACUUGCUACCCUGCUGUGGAUGAAUUGAACCGUGCCAACAGAAACAGCACAAGAAUGCGUCCUGGAAGAACCUUGAACCAAGGCAUUCAUAUGUGGCCCUGAAUUUUAUCAUGAAGAUACUCUUAGGAUUGUACGGGAAUCCAACAACUAAAGGUUACCGUUUUGAAUGUUAUCAUUGGGAACUACCUUGAUGAUCUUUUUUUUUUUUGAUGACCUUAUUUUGGGAUGUAGAUAUAGUGAACUGUGUACAUACACAUGUAGUAGUGAAGCUUAGAAGCUCGCCAGAGUAGUCGAGUGUGGUGGAUGCAGAUAUAGUGUACAGUGACUCACUAUUACCUGUGACUGGUUCUUCGUUGAUUGACUAAUAGCUAGAACAAACUUGUAUGCCUUGAUUGGUUAAAUAUAAGGGAAUUUACUCAUUUGGUAU